Molecule: messenger RNA, 957 nt
Organism: Rhododendron vialii
Lineage: Eukaryota; Viridiplantae; Streptophyta; Magnoliopsida; Ericales; Ericaceae
Exons: 2
Coding region: 1-957 (318 amino acids)
Source: RefSeq, a predicted model, not a curated record
AUGGAUGAAUAUGAAAUUCUUGAGGAUUCUAUGAGUCUGGAACAAACUCAUGGAGUAGAAAUUAUAUCGCAAAAUUCUCCUGUGGCAGUAGGAAGCCAAAAGCAAACGAUUCGUGGUAAAGGAUUUACCAUGGUGGAGGAUGAGGCUCUGUGUCGAGCUUAUUUGGCUAUCUCACAAGAUCCAAUUAUAGGCACUAAUCAGACCAUGGCGAAUUUGUGGGAGCGUAUACGAUUGUGUUUCUCUUCCCAAGCAGAUGUUAACUGCAAUAGAACCGCUGUUUCUUUAAUGAAACGGUGGUCGAAAAUUCAAAAAGCUGUGAGCAAAUUUUGUGGUUUUCUUGCCCAAGUAGAAAGAAGGCAAAAAAGUGGAACCGGAGAAAAGGAGAAGAUGGCCGAGGCUAAACGUAUGUUUAGUAUUGAUGAACGUAAUAAGUCAUUCAUGUUUGAAUCUUGUUGGGAAAUAUUGCGCCACAGUUGUAAGUGGGAUGAAAUAAUGACACCAUCGCAAAAACCUACGGUCCAAACAGCAACUUCUUCAAAUCCUUCCACUGGUACUCCAACAUCCCUUGAAUCUGAGCUAGAUUUGGACCAACAACCUUCAAGAGAGGGAGUAAACCGACCAAGUGGUAUAAAAGCCGCUCUCGAAUCACGAAGGAAGAAGGUGAUUGAUGAUGUUAAGUUUGAGCAAACGGCAGCAAACCUGAGUCAAAUAAUAAAUGUCUUGACUGGUAUCUCCUCGCGAGGUAUUGAACGAGAGCAACAAAAAGCUACUGAUCGUCAAAAGAAGGCCGAGGAUAGGGAGGCACAGCUAUACUACUUGGCAGAAAGGAAUGAAAGGGAGCAAAGGAAGGAGGAUCAUAUCAUAAUGUCAAUGGACAUGUCAAACUUAACUCCUAUGCAGAGAGCUUACUAUGAGCAGCGUCAACAACAAAUCAUUGCUCGAACUGGGAUGCUUUAA